This is a messenger RNA of Asterias rubens (European starfish), 2165 nucleotides long. Its product is annotated as protein regulator of cytokinesis 1-like. Bases 100 to 1986 code for a protein of 628 amino acids. The record is from RefSeq and is a predicted model, not a curated record. The transcript is spliced from 13 exons. Lineage: Eukaryota; Metazoa; Echinodermata; Asteroidea; Forcipulatida; Asteriidae. Gene Ontology annotation, molecular function: microtubule binding. Gene Ontology annotation, cellular component: spindle; mitotic spindle midzone; cytoplasm. Gene Ontology annotation, biological process: microtubule cytoskeleton organization; mitotic spindle midzone assembly.
GCGAAGUGAACGGUUCGUUCAAAUGUAAUUUAAAAACAGUGUAAAAAAAACAGUUUUUAUUCAAAGUAUACUAGAUUACAUGUAAUUUAUGAAGACAGUAUGGCAUCUAGCAAAAGAUGUAGAGAGAGCAUGAAGCUUGAGGUGGCAGAGUGCCUGGAGCACGCCCUGGAGCAGCUUCGAGACAUCUGGGAUGAAAUCGGCAUCUGUGAAGAUCAACGUGUAGAUCGUCAGAAUGUGGUCAUGCACCACAUGCGCAACCUGCUGAGCGAGAUGGUGAUAGAGGAGAAGGAGUUACGUAAACGGCUUCUUGCCAGCGUGGAGAAAUCCAGUCAGGAGCUGAUCCAACUCAGCCAGGAGUUGGAAAUCAAGAAUUUUGAGGCAGAGGAAGGCCUAACUAUCCUACAACUUGAGAAGGUUCUUCGCCUGAAGGUAGACACACUCUCCAAAGAGAGACAAGAGCGCAUGGUGAAGCUUAAAAGCCUCAAGGACAAGGAGCAGAAUUUGUGUGAUCUCCUGUGCACCACGCCAAACUACAUCCCUACUGGUACGGUCCCCACAGCGGAGCAGCUUGAGGCGUUAGAGGAGCACAUUCAAUCACUGACCAAAGAAAAGGAUUCACGCCAGUUGACGCUAAGCAACACCAAGAAGCAGAUCAUAGAGCUUCUGGAGUUUCUUGAGCAAGGACCAAAUACAUCCUUUGAGCGAGACAUCGUCUGUGAAGAAGAGGAGUCAUUCCUCCUUUCCAGGGAGAACAUGGAAGCCCUUAAAGUCCUUCACCAGGAGUUGGAGUUUAAGGAGAAAGAGAACCAGGGUAUUGCGGAUAGUCUAAGAGAACAUAUUGCCAGCUUGUGGAACAGACUACUCUUCCCUAAGGAGGAGGUCGAGGAGUAUCUAGCCAGCCAUUCUGCCCACAAACCGUCAGAUCUUAAAGUGCUACGAGAAGAACUGGACAGACUUGAAGAAUUGAAGAAACAGAAUCUGAAGAGAGUGACAGAGGCAAGUCGUGAUGAGAUCAGCCACUGGUGGGACCAGUGUUACUACAGCCGGUUACAACGCAAUGACUUUGCUGCCUUCUACGAUGAUGAGUUUACUGAGGAGGUUUUACUGCAACACGAUGAGGAACUUGCUCGAGUCAAAGCCUACUACGAGGAGAAUAAAGAGAUUCUUGAGAGUGUUAAGAAGAGGGAGGUCAUGUGGAAGAAGAUGUUGGAGUUUGAGAAGAAAGCCAACGAUCCUAAUCGCUACAACAACAGAGGGGGUAAUUUACUACAGGAGGAGAAAGAACGCAAAAAGAUUAACAGGGAUCUUCCGAAGCUGGAGAAGACACUGGCCGAGAAGAUCAGCCUAUAUGAAGAGAUAAAGGGAUCUCCAUUCUUAGUGGAUGGCUGCCACUUUAUGGACUACGUACAGAUGCAAUGGGUGGCUCAUGAACAGAGCAAGAAAGUUCAGAAAGAAGAAAGGGUAAAAGCCAAACACCAACAGCUGGAGACGGAGAUGACGUUCGGUAGCAAACCAAAUACACCCGCAAAGAGGCGCUUCAACACAACAUGCUCAGCCAAAACCCCGACCAACAAGAGGAUGAAAACAAUGAAUGGGAGCACAUUCGCCCAGUCGCCAAGACUAGGCGUGACCCACAGCAGCAUUAUGCCCUCCCCCUCGCCAGCCAGACGACCCCCGAGGGCCUGUAGAGCGACUCCCACAAACAUCAAGACCCCUAAGCGUGUACUGAAACAGACAGGUCGUAUUUCACAUCGCAAGGCUCUAGCUGAGAGAAAUGCCGACAUGAGCCACGCAUUCAGUACUAGUACUAUCAGCGGAGGACUACAGAGUGUCGGACUGAGUAACAUGUCCAUCACAUCCGCAUGUUCUUCCUACUCGGACUUUGCUAGAGAUCUAGAGGGCAACAAGCGUAAUAACUGUCGGAGCAGCACGGCCCCAAGCCCAACCAACCUAACAUCAAGUCGAGCACGCAUCACACUACUAUAGACAUCAUCAACUGAUCUGACUAGAGACAUCUAUUCUGGUUGUGCAUGGUAAAUUUAUCUACGGUUUUAAUAAGCGUGUCAUUCAAUGCUUAGUGUCUUUAAUUCAAGACAAGGGCCCAAUUUCAUAGAGCUGUUUAGCAGAAAAUACUGCUUGACGAAUUUCUCUGCCAAGCAAAAUGA